AUGUCAUCAUACGUAAAAGGAGGCGCAUGGACAAGUAUCGAAGAUGAGAUCCUCAAAGCUGCCGUGCAAAAGUACGGUGCUAAUCAGUGGGCUAGAGUGUCUUCAUUGUUACCGAAAAAGACCGCGACGCAAGCUAAAUCGCGAUGGGUCGAAUGGUUGAAUCCGUUGAUAGAUAAGACUGGAUGGACGAAUGAACAGGAUAAACGAUUGAUUGAGUUGACACAGCUACUACCUAACCAGUGGAGGUCUAUUGCGUCGACGCUUGGCAAAACUGCCACCCAAUGCAUUGAACGAUAUCAACAACUUCUUGAUCAGGCGUCGGGAAAUGACAGUAGUAAUGAUUUGAAAUUAUCGGGUCUUGGUAUUGAGACCCUCCCCGCAGUUGGACAACCAGUCGCUCAAAUUGUAGACAAUGAUGAGGCAAGUAAUCCCAAUUUUGCUCAUGAAACACAACCAGCGAAAGUGCGAUCAGACGACAGAAACGUUCUAGAUGCAGAUGCAGAUGAUGAUGACGAUGACGAUGACGAUGACGAUGACGAUGACGACAUGGAUGACGAUGAUAGGGAAAUGCUUGCUGAAGCCAAGGCCAGAUUGUCCAAUACUCAAGGUAAGAAGGCUAAAAGGAAAGCCCGGGAAAGAAUGUUGGAAGAAAGUAGACGUUUAGCAUUGUUACAAAAGAGAAGGGAUAUGAAAGCGGCUGGCAUCAAUGUGGGGUUGCAUUCCAAGAACAAGCGAAGCAAGAAAGAUUUUGAUUACGUUUCUGAUAUUCCACAUGAGAUUGUGCCACCAUCUGGCCCAUAUGAUGUCGAUGAGGAGAAUAGGGAAAAUGAAUUGGAGUUGGAACGGUUUCAUGAAAAAGUCGCUCGACUGGGUAUCAGUUUGAAGGAAGUUGAUGAUAGGAUCGCAGCAGCCAAGGAGAAAGCAGAGACUGAAAGGAAAAGGCGGCGAGCAAGCGAUGCUGAUGAAGUAUCGCAAGACACCAGCAUGAGCAAGGGCAUAGAGUUCAAGAAGCAAAAGUCGGCUGUUGGUCAAAAUGGAACUUUACAGGGGGAACCUAAAUCUCCACCGAGAGUGACGUUUCCACUAAAGACUAAUAAAGCACUCGCGUCGUUGGUAAAGACGCUUUUUGAAAAGUUACCGGAACCUAAGCAGCAUCGUGGUAAACCUGUGUAUAUCCCUGAAGCUAACCUGAUUGGGACAUGUCACUAUCCAUAUUCUAAGUCAGGUGAAUACAAAGAAGAGCCCGUGAUCAAUAGUUCACGAAACUGGAAACAAGACAGUAACAAACCUAGAGCGUCACAAGCUGUUCAAAGGGAUCUUCCCAUUCCAAAUCCCUCGUUUAUCGAUACACUGGCAAAACUCUCCGACGUGGGAAAAGUCCAACAAGAGUUAGCCAAAGAAUAUGUCAAAUUGAUUGCAACUGAUUAUAGACAGAAAAGCGAUCCCAGCUUUUAUACGAUCUUUCAGACAAGACUAGAUGCGAACAUAUACGAAAAUAUCGUGACACAACUUGAUAAGGAGUCUGAGAAGUACCAACAAGUUAAGAGGGGGCAAAAACACGAGUCGCAGCACCGGAAAUUACUGCCAAGAAUAGAUAAAAGUGUGGAGGAUAGUGCCGGAAAUGAUGACCCAAAGACUCAACAUGAAUCGCGUUUGGCUGAUGAGGCAGAUAUCUUUAAUGCAGAGUUGAACGAGUUUAGACUUAUUGGAGAGGAGAUUUUUGAGCGCAUUGAACAGGCUAGACAAAUGCUAGCGUCAGAAUAG
Messenger RNA from Lodderomyces theae, 1764 nucleotides. It is a transcript of the gene CEF1, whose product is annotated as Cef1p. The record is from RefSeq and is a predicted model, not a curated record. Gene Ontology annotation, cellular component: Prp19 complex; spliceosomal complex. Gene Ontology annotation, biological process: mRNA splicing, via spliceosome. NCBI's taxonomy places the organism in Eukaryota, Fungi, Ascomycota, Pichiomycetes, Serinales, Debaryomycetaceae. The coding region runs from base 1 to 1764 and encodes 587 amino acids. The transcript has a single exon.